This is a messenger RNA of Exophiala bonariae, 1542 nucleotides long. RefSeq lists its product as uncharacterized. The record is from RefSeq and is a predicted model, not a curated record. NCBI's taxonomy places the organism in Eukaryota, Fungi, Ascomycota, Eurotiomycetes, Chaetothyriales, Herpotrichiellaceae. The coding region runs from base 1 to 1542 and encodes 513 amino acids. The transcript has a single exon.
AUGAAACUUCUUUUUGUGCCUGACAAAGUCUCGAACCCAGUCAGGAGGCAGGUUAUCAAUCGGCACAUCAUUGAGUACGUCAAAGCCAGAGACAAAGACCGUUUGAAAGUGAAAGCCAAGAUGUUAUCCGGUGGAGUGUGGCGCGGCAUGCUUACCACUCUUCAGCUAGAGCCUUGGGCAAGCAUCACUCAGCUUUCCGACCCUCUGGCCCGGGAGGUAUUUCACUACUCGGUAAACAUAUUCUGGCCCGGGUUUGAUCCCGGUGCAGAGAAGCAUGCAGUUGCAAAGGCCUGGGCGCCUAUUGCAUUGCAGGAACCAGUAUUGUUCAACGCCUUGAUGUGGGCCGCCAUUCUUCACAUUCAGACCCGGAGAAGAACACGCACUUUGGACUUGGCUAUGCUGAGUUACUACCACCAAACCGUGGAGCUUUUGCGGACGGAACUCUCAAAGCAAGCUUUCUGCCCACGCGAUGGACUCAUAAUGGCAGUCUUAUUCCUGCAGAUAGAUGACAGCCUCAGCACCAUGAAGUGGGACCACAGGCACAACAUUUUGGGCACUUUCAGCAGCCUGCAGUGGUUGGACGACUACAGCCGCCUGCCGUUUGUGGAAUCACAUCGAGUUGCCCUUGUCAACAUCAUCGGCGCAUGUGGCAUAGACUGCUUGGAGGUCCGAGGACUCGCUAGUUUGGUCCAGUACUUCGACGUAAUAUCAUCUACCCUCAAUCUCACCAACCCAACACUGCCGCUUUGUAAACUCUACAGGACAGUUCAGGAUGCCGAAACAAGGUUCACCGCUUUUGGUCACCACAUUGAAGAAGUGGUUCUCAAGGCAAGCGAAGUUCAGCCGAGCCUAAGCAACCUAGUGGAGGGUGUUGAGUUGGAUCCGCAGAUUGUUGAACUCAUCCUCGAUCUUCGCACACUAUGCCUGCUGUUUGAAGUCUAUCAAAGUGGUCGAUCCGAUGAUUGCAACCUAUCAAAGCUGUCCAUACAUCGAAACCUCAUUCAUUAUCGGCUUCUCGAGAGUAUGAAAGAGAUGCCUGUGUGCUUUGGCACUUCCAUAACAGGCCUGGUUCGGUCAACCCUGCUCGCAUUUAACAUGUGCGUCAUCUUUCGAGUGGUGCAUCAGUACUCCCUGCGGAGUGUGCUAGAGGACAUGAAGAGUGGCAUUGACAAUCUUCUCAGCAGGCUUGAGGACAAAGAAAUGAUUGAGCUCUGUACCUGGUGCUGCAUGAUCGGUGCCAUAGGAUCUAUCGCCACUGGAAACGACAAUCUGCAAUUUUGGUUCGAGAACCAAUUGCUCGUCAUGGAAUUGUCGAAAGCUGGAGGCUCUGAGCUUGAUGCCCCCGUUCGUACGUACUCGGAUGUACGAAUGACUCUCGAACGCUAUCUAUGGUACGGGCGUAGCUGCGACGCCCAAGCCAUAUUAGUGUGGCAGCGUGUGCAUGCAAAACUCCUUCACAUACUCUCUGAAUGGAUAUUAGAUGCUCAUUUAGGUACACCACUGUCGUUUCCAGACCAUUCUGCAGUCAUGGAGCACACAUAG